AUGGAAACUUCUCGCAAUAUAACAAUGCUGGGCUUUCUUCACAUAGAAUUUGAGGAAGGAGUCAGAACAAUUGAAAUUCCAAAAUGGUAUUCUCGAUCAGAAGAGAAUGGUGCUACUUCUCAAUUAGCUUAUAAUGAAACUGAUUCAUCAUCAGCUGGUUGA
Ambispora gerdemannii is the source of this 162-nucleotide messenger RNA. Lineage: Eukaryota; Fungi; Glomeromycota; Glomeromycetes; Archaeosporales; Ambisporaceae. The record is from the annotation of a GenBank genome assembly.